This is a messenger RNA of Patiria miniata (bat star), 3366 nucleotides long. RefSeq names its product V-type proton ATPase 116 kDa subunit a1-like. The transcript has 21 exons. The record is from RefSeq and is a predicted model, not a curated record. NCBI's taxonomy places the organism in Eukaryota, Metazoa, Echinodermata, Asteroidea, Valvatida, Asterinidae. Bases 177 to 2765 code for a protein of 862 amino acids. Gene Ontology annotation, cellular component: vacuolar proton-transporting V-type ATPase, V0 domain; plasma membrane; vacuolar proton-transporting V-type ATPase complex. Gene Ontology annotation, molecular function: proton-transporting ATPase activity, rotational mechanism; ATPase binding. Gene Ontology annotation, biological process: vacuolar acidification; proton transmembrane transport.
GGAAAAUACUGAUUGAAAGUUGUGACAUGCACGAAUCCCACGAAGUGACGGAGGUUAAAUUAAUAGGGGUGUUUCUUGACGUUGUUUCGAUCUAAGGAGACUUCAAAAAAUUGAGGAAAAAAUCUUGUUUGUUUAAGUUUAAACGCUCGAAACUGCUCUGACAGGAGAGCGUCAGGAUGGGGCAACUUUUCCGCAGCGAGAGAAUGGUCCUUAGCCAGGUGUUCCUUCAGUCCGAGGCUGCCUACAACUGUGUGGCUGAGCUGGGGGAACUUGGGCUGGUCCAGUUCAUUGAUUUGAGUCCACAUCUGAAUGCUUUUCAACGAAAGUACGUCAAUGAGGUACGACGCUGUGAUGAAAUGGAGAGAAAAUUGCGUUAUGUGGAGAAAGAGGUGAAAGGGGCAAAGCUCACCGUCAACGACUCUGACACGGAGGUCCCAGCCCCGCACCCAAGGGAGAUGAUUGAUCUGGAGGCCAACUUUGAGAAGAUAGAGGUGGACAUGAAGGAAGUCAACAGCAAUCACGAGACGUUGCAGCGCAACUACCUGGAGCUGACGGAACAUCGGCACGUCCUGAGGAACACCACUGAGUUCUUUGCCGAGGCAGAGUUGUUCCAUCAGGAUCGGGAGGUGGAAGAAGCCCGCGCGUCCGGAUACAGCCGCUUUGACGUGGAGGAGGGCGUUCGUCAGGUGCGCUCCCAGAUCAAAUUCGGCUUUGUUGCUGGAGUGAUCGGUCGGGAGCGCGUGCCGUCGUUUGAGCAGACUCUGUGGCGCGUCUGCCGCGGGAACGUCUUCCUGCGACACAUGAGCAUCGAUGAACAGCUUGAGGACCCCAGCACGGGAGAUGAAGUCUUCAAACAUGUCUUCAUUGCUUUCUUCCAAGGAGACCAGCUGGGAGGCCGCGUUAAGAAAGUCUGUGAAGGAUUUCACGCAACUCUGUAUCCGUGCCCGGAGAACGCCAUGGAGAGAAGCGAGAUGUGCACAGGGGUUGCCAAGAGACUGGAAGACCUGAAACGAGUCCUGGUCCAGACUGAGGACCACCGGCAGCGCGUCCUGGCCUCGGCGGCCAGCAACCUCUGGGUCUGGUUUGUCAAGGUGCGCAAGCUGAAGGCCAUCUACCACACCCUGAACCUCUGCAACGUGGACGUCACCCACAAGUGUCUGAUCGCUGAGUGCUGGUGCCCCGAGAACGAGCUGGGGCGCAUACGCCUGGCCCUGCAGCAUGGAAACGAGAGAAGCGGGUCAACUGUGCCAUCCAUUCUGAAUAUUGUGACGACAAACGAAGACCCGCCAACGUACAACAACACCAACAAGUUCACCAGUGCCUUCCAGGCCAUCGUGGAUGCCUACGGGGUGGCUAACUACCGGGAGAUCAAUCCAGCGCCGUAUACUAUCAUCACUUUCCCGUUCUUGUUCGCGGUGAUGUUUGGCGAUGCCGGCCACGGCACCCUCAUGGCCUUAUUUGGCCUCUGGAUGAUCCUCAAGGAGGCUAAGCUGAUUGCUGCCAAGUCCACCAACGAGAUGUGGACCGUGAUCUUCGGCGGGCGCUACAUCAUCUUCUUCAUGGGUCUGUUCUCCAUCUACACCGGAUUCCUGUACAACGACUUCUUCUCCAAGUCGGUUAACGUCUUUGGGUCCAGCUGGAACGUAUCCGGAAUGGUCAACUUCACUGAGGAUCUGUUGGAUCAGAACAUCAAACUGCAGCUAGACCCAGUUCAAACGUACUCUGGAGAUCCUUAUCCCUACGGUUUUGAUCCUAUAUGGCAGUUGUCGGAGAACAAGCUGAAUUUCCUGAACCCCUUCAAGAUGAGGAUCUCCAUCAUCUUUGGCGUGACCCACAUGAUGUUUGGCAUCUUCCUCAGCUUCUUCAAUUACAUGAGCCGUCGUGAGUAUAGCCGCAUCUUCCUGGAAUUCAUUCCGCAGGUCCUGUUCCUGGGGCUGAUCUUCGGCUACCUGGUCUCUCUGAUCUUCUUCAAGUGGUUGGCCUACGACGCCAGCACAUCCAAGUCUGCGCCAAGCAUCAUCAACAUAUUCAUCUUCAUGUUCAUGGUCUCCAACAAACCCGAGCUGUACAUGUAUUCCGGCCAGUUCUACGUUCAGGUGGUUUUGCUUGUCGUUGCGGUGCUGUGCGUUCCCAUCAUGCUCUUUGGCAACCCCAUCUACCUGCUCAUCAAACACAGCCUGAAGAAGAACACCUUCCAGCCCAAAAUGCGGUUCUCGACGCUUCUAAUGCAGCGCCUGAACAGACAGGAGGACUCGAUGGGCAUCGCGAUCAACGACUCGCUUGACGAGCAGUUUCAGACAGAGAGCUCCAGCCAGGGUAACAGUCUGGAGGGCAGCUUGGAGGAAGAUGGAGUGGGCACUAGGACUAAGGAGGAGUUUGAUUUCGGUGAACUGAUGAUUCGCCAGGCCAUCCACACCAUUGAGUUUUGCCUCGGCUGCGUCUCCAACACUGCCUCCUAUCUACGUCUGUGGGCGCUCAGCCUGGCACACGCAGAGCUAUCAGAGGUUCUAUGGACCAUGGUUAUGCACAACGGCCUGGCUUUGACUUUACUACCGGUAUCCUUCGGCUGGGUCGCCCUCGUCCCUGUCUUUGUGGCCUUCGCCGAUAUGACGGCUGCAAUCCUGCUGCUCAUGGAGGGCCUGUCGGCGUUCCUCCACGCUCUCCGACUCCACUGGGUGGAGUUCCAGAACAAGUUCUACAAAGGAGAGGGCUACCUCUUUGUCCCGUUCUCCUUCGCCAAGAUUCUCGAAGCUGAAGAGGAAUAGUUUGUCCUCAUCCGUGGUUGCACACAGCUUCACCUGAAGUCUAAGCCCAAAUGCAGACAGAGGACCAAUUAUAAAACCAAAUUUUCCUUAUAAAUAUUGAUGAUGGAUAACGAUAACGAUGGAUAUACCUUACUUUCAAUUAAUUUAAUUUGUAAAUUUGCUAAGGAGUUCAUUUGGGAAACCUUAAUGACAAACUUCUUGAUUUUUAAAAUUUUUCCUAGGAACGAAAAUUUCCAACUAAAAUACCUAUAACUCUGUCUGAUUUUGUCUGAUUCCCAUAUUCUAUACAUCAUUGGAAAGCUUAUUCAAUGUCCUUUCCAAUGAGGCCAGAAUCCCAGAUUUUUGAAAAUUGGUCCAAGUGACUGGUUUUGUGCUGAAGGGUCACAUUGCAAUUUCAUGGUUCUACUUACUGUAAAUGAAGAACUUUCACUAGCUAGGUAAAGCAGAUGUUUGCUGGUGUGUAUGUUUACACCUCUAAGGAUUCAGCGUUCAUAGUUAGGCCAAAAAAAAAUUUGGUCUCUGGUCAGACCAAAGUUCCGGAAUUGACGCGGCGACACAGCUUUUUUUUUUUUUUUCAAGCUUGGAUUGUACAGACAAGGUG